AUGAGGGAGAUCAUUAACCUUCAGGUUGGUUCGUGCGGAAACCAGAUUGGCGGAAAGUUCUGGGAGGUGAUAUCCGACGAGCACGGCAUCGACCCGAGCGGGUGCUACCAUGGCGACUCCGAUCUCCAACUGGAACGCAUCAACGUGUACUACAAUGAGGCGUCCGGUGGCAAGUAUGUGCCCCGUACCAUCCUCGUGGACCUCAAGCCUGCCACUAUGGACGCUGUGCGCUCAGGACCCUUCGGCUGUCUCUACAGACCCGAUAACUUCGUUUACGGACAGAAUGGUGCUGCGAAUAACUGGGCUCGCGGCCACUAUACUGAAGGUGUAGAGAUCCUCGAGUCCUGUCUCGACGUAGUGCGAAGAGAAGCGGAAGGCUGUGACUGUCUUCAAGGUUUUCAAGUAUCUCACUCGCUCGGGGGCGGCACUGGCUCUGGUUUGGGUACUCUCCUAAUCAACAGAAUACGCGAAGAGUAUCCCGACAGAAUCAUCCUGACGUUCUCUGUAUUUCCGAGCCCAAGAGUCUCGGACUGCGUAGUGGAGCCGUACAAUACGACACUGGCGGUGAACCAGUUGGUGGAGAACACCGACCACACGUUCUGCUUAGACAAUGAAGCGCUGUACGACAUUUGCUUCAGGACGCUGAAGCUCACGACACCCACGUACGGCGACUUGAACCACCUGAUAUGCGCCACCAUGUCCGGCAUCACGACGUGUUUACGCUUCCCUGGCCAGCUGAACGCAGACCUGAGGAAACUUGCCGUCAACAUGGUGCCAUUCCCAAGAUUACACUUCUAUACGCCUGGCUUCGCGCCGUUGACGUCACGGGGCGCGCAACAAUACAGAGCGCUUACAGUCCCCGAAUUAACUCUCCAAAUGUUUGAUGCCAAGAACAUGAUGGUUGCUUGUGACCCGAGACACGGGAGGUACCUGACCGUGGCCACGAUAUUCAGAGGACGUAUGUCCAUGAAGGAAGUAGAUGAACAGCUUGUGAACAUCCAGAACAAGAACAGCACAUAUUUCGUAGAGUGGAUACCAAACAACUGUAAGAUAGCAGUUUGUGAUAUUCCACCAAGAGGGCUGAAGAUGGCAUCCACUUUCAUUGGAAACACAACAGCUAUCCAGAGCAUAUUCAAGAGGAUAGCGGAACAGUUCGUGGCCAUGUUCAGGAGGAAAGCUUUCCUUCACUGGUACACCGGUGAAGGUAUGGACGAGAUGGAAUUCACAGAGGCGGAGAGCAACAUGAACGACCUGGUGUCUGAGUACCAGCAGUACCAGGACGCGACGGCAGAUGACGAGGGAGAGUUUGACGAAGAAGCAGAAGGCGAGGGUUUAGAAUAG
Spodoptera littoralis (African cotton leafworm) is the source of this 1341-nucleotide messenger RNA. The record is from the annotation of a GenBank genome assembly. Lineage: Eukaryota; Metazoa; Arthropoda; Insecta; Lepidoptera; Noctuidae.